AUGUCUAUGAAAUUCGAAAAACGAAACCGACCGCCUCUGUCCUGCGAACCAUGUCGCACACGGAAGUUGAGAUGUAACAGGCUUCUACCCUGUGAUACCUGCAUUAAACGGAACGUGCAGUCUACGUGUCAGUACGCUGCUAACGCUGUACGCGGCAAGAGCCAUACUUCAAGGCAACGUGCCUUGAAUGAUAGACUGAAGCGUCUCGAAGAUUCCAUCCAAUCAUUUGUUGUAGGAAACAAUGUCUCACAGGCAGACCCACGGCCACAGGCAGACCCACGGCCACAGUCAGAGGAGAGACAUACGAUUGAUGAAAGUCGAAGCCUUCCUAGGGCUCAUGAGGUUCCUGUCGCCAUGACUGGGCUGGCUGCAAGCAAUGGACCACGUACCGGGGACCAACAUCUCCAAGAGAAAGCAAUGCCCAGCAAUCUUCAUGCAAAUCAAGGUAGAAACAGUCACGUUGAUUCCAGUCACUGGGUUUCUAUUUUGGAGGAUAUCAAGGAAGUUCGAGAAAGUUUGUCUGCCGUUGAUCCCUUCUCGCUCAUUGAGCCGACAAGGGACGGUGGAAGUGAACACCCUGACUUAAGCCUUUCUGUGGGGUCAGAACAUCAAUCGAAAAUGAAGGAUAUCCUUGUCUCGCUCCCUACACGUGCUAUCUGUGAUAUGUUGGUGUCCCGGUAUUUCAAUGCUCGGUACAUGGUGUUAGGUAUCGUCCACUCGGGAAAAUUUCAGGAUGAAUAUGCAGAAUUUUGGAAAUCGCCGGAAAAGACACCUGUGCUUUGGGUCGCGCUUCUCUUCGGUAUACUCAGUGUAUCAGUCCACCUUCGCCUGAAAGUGAACACGGACGGAACAUUGAAUGGUUCAAUUCCACCGCCUGGUAUCCUCCAACAGAAGGCGGCACAGUGUCUUACACUGGGAGGGUAUAAAACAGCCAAGGCUUAUGCCUUAGAGGCAUUGCUCCUGUAUACUCAGAGUGGCUUUUUGAGCGACAUGAAAACCAGUUCCCGACAAUGGUUUGAUAUUGGGAUUAUGCUCAGACUAGCAUUUCGCAUGGGCUACCACCGUGACCCUAGCACUCUACCAGGGUCUACCACACCAUUUGAUAGCGAAAUGCGACGCCGGGUGUGGCUGCAUAUCUUCCAGCUGGACGCGCUCUUAAGCUUCCAAAUAGGCCUUCCAAGUAUGAUACCGGCUGAGUGCUGUGAUACCCAUGUUCCCAGGAACCUAUACGACGCCGAUCUUCAUGUUGGGAUGUCGGCAUUGCCUCCGUCUCGGCCGUCUUCAGAAUACACUCCUAUCCUCUAUAGUAUCUCCAAGGCCGGUGUAAUGAGCAUCUUCAAAAAGAUUGUUGCACAUACAAUUUCACUUGCAACGCCAUCUCACAGCAGAACCAUCACUUUGGAUGCCGAGAUGAGAGGCGCCUACACUCUGGUUCCUGACUUCCUUAAACGGAGAGACAUCAGUCAAUCUCUCAUGGACUCAUCCGAGGUGAUCCUGAACCGAUGUACGAUCGAACUCCUGUACCUGAAAGGACUCGUGGUCCUGCACCGGCGGUAUAUCCGGUACGAGCAUCAAGACGCCAAAUCCGAGCUUUCACGAGGCUUUUGUGUGGAAGCCGCUCUUGAAAUUCUUGCCCGCCAAGAAGACAUGCAUCAAGCAUUCCAGCCUGGUGGCCGUCUACAAGAGGACCAGUGGAUGAUUUCAUCGCACACAAUCUAUGAUUUCCUCUUAGCUGCAAUGGUCAUCUGUCUGGAUCUAUCCGUGCGUCUCGAAUCUCAUACGACGGCGUUUAUAGCCGAGGGCGCAGACCACAGCUUUGUUUCGCGAGAGAUAGUUGCACUGAAGACCUCCCAAAAGAUUUGGGCUGCUGAUAGCCAUCGCUCGCAGGAAUCUCGCAUUGCAUCGCUUGCGCUGGACUUGAUGGCCCGUAAGGUGGCUGAACGUCAGGCUAUCUUCUCAUACAAUGAUGCUACGUUCAUGGACGUUCCUCGAGGGCUGAACCUAGAGCUGCCCUAUAUGGAACCAAUGUCGGAAAUGAUUGAUGGCUCAGAGACACUUGACUGGCUCUUGUUGGACCAAUAUUUCCAGAAUUCUGGUCUCGAGGCGUCUCAUGUUGACCCGAGCAACGGGAUGAGUGGGUUCUUAACGGAUGAUCCUGGAGCAUUUGACCCUUGUGCGUAG
Molecule: messenger RNA, 2181 nt
Organism: Penicillium coprophilum
Lineage: Eukaryota; Fungi; Ascomycota; Eurotiomycetes; Eurotiales; Aspergillaceae
Product: Zn(II)2Cys6 transcription factor
Exons: 5
Coding region: 1-2181 (726 amino acids)
Biological process (GO): DNA-templated transcription; regulation of DNA-templated transcription
Cellular component (GO): nucleus
Molecular function (GO): zinc ion binding; DNA binding; DNA-binding transcription factor activity, RNA polymerase II-specific
Source: RefSeq, a predicted model, not a curated record